AUGCCAAAAGGACAACAAAGAAAAAUUAAAGGUGCAAUAUGUAAUGUACCAGUUGAAUGUAGUCAAAAAUGCAAUGUUCUUCCCAGACCACCUGACAGAUCUGGGAUAAUUUUACUUAAAUUAAAAAGGAAACUUCAAUUUAGAGGUCAUGUUUACUUCCAAGCAGUUCGCCCUCAGUUUGUAAUUAGUGCAUUAAACUGGCUUGUAGCAAACAACCCUUUAUAUAGAAACGUUGAAAUUCAUUGUGACAAUAUUAGCUCAGACUUAACUAAUUUGAACUGUCCUGAUACUGAUCAAGAAAAUAUAGAUGAGCCAUUACAAUUGCAAAUUAAUGUAAAUAGAGAACUGUGUAAUGAAGAUGUUGAAGAACAAGAUGAUCCAUUAAAUGAACACCGUUCAGCAGCAAGCGAAACCUGUCUUCAGUCCAUCUUGCCAAAUUAUCCUGUUAACCUGGACAAUACAAACUGUAAUUCAACAGGUAGAGAAGUUUUCAACAUUGCACCAGGUGAAG
This is a messenger RNA of Paramuricea clavata, 511 nucleotides long. The record is from the annotation of a GenBank genome assembly. NCBI's taxonomy places the organism in Eukaryota, Metazoa, Cnidaria, Anthozoa, Malacalcyonacea, Plexauridae.